Molecule: messenger RNA, 1866 nt
Organism: Electrophorus electricus (electric eel)
Lineage: Eukaryota; Metazoa; Chordata; Actinopteri; Gymnotiformes; Gymnotidae
Gene: ptp4a2b
Product: protein tyrosine phosphatase 4A2b
Biological process (GO): protein dephosphorylation
Molecular function (GO): protein tyrosine phosphatase activity
Source: RefSeq, a predicted model, not a curated record
ACUCAGUUUUGCAUGUGUAAAGAGGAAGAAGAGCCCUCACGGCAGUUACUGUUCCAAUCCACUUUCUCCAGGAUUGUCACGGGAUUUCAAUGUUCAGCCUGUUCUUUUGUUUCUGUGUAGAUUUGAGCUGCACAUUUAUGGCGUUUGUGAGUGGAGACUUCUGCCAGGCUCAGCACCUCGCCUUUGUGAACAAGUGAAUCAUCAACCUCCUGCGGGACUCCGCUACCCAGAACCCCCCGAUAGCAAACUGGGCCCAGUCUGUCUCUCCCACGCCCCCCCGGGGAACAGUGCGUAGUCCUCAGUCUGAGCACAAACAAGUACUUUCUCCCUCUCCUGCAGCUUUCUGAUUCUACAGUCAAUCAGACCCACCUCUCCUGAAUGGGCCGUCUCGCCAACAUGAACCGACCUGCCGCUGUUGAAAUUACCUAUGAGUGCAUGAGGUUCCUCAUCACGCAUAACCCCACCAACUCAACACUCAACAAGUUCACAGAGGAGCUAAAGAAAUUUGAAGUAAACACACUUGUGCGUGUGUGUGAAGCCACUUAUGACAAGGCGCCUGUGGAAAGAGAGGGCAUCCAGGUCCUGGACUGGCCCUUUGAUGAUGGAGCUCCACCUCCCACCCAGAUUGUUGAUGAUUGGCUGAACUUGUUGAAGACAAAGUUUCGAGAUGAACCUGGUUGCUGCAUUGCAGUUCACUGUGUGGCAGGUUUGGGCCGAGCACCUGUACUAGUGGCACUAGCCCUAAUUGAGAGUGGCAUGAAAUACGAGGAUGCAGUCCAGUUUAUACGACAGAAGAGACGUGGAGCCUUCAAUUCCAAACAGCUUCUUUACCUCGAAAAAUACAGACCUAAGAUGCGUCUACGGUUCAAGGAUGCCAACGGUCACAACUGCUGCAUUCAGUAACUUGUCAAUUGUACACAACUAGUGGGAAAUUCACUUAGGGGAGAAAGCGCAAGCUGUGGGUAAUUAUUGUGAUGAUUUAUACUCCAAGUCUUGGCUAAUCGAUCACAGAGAUGUAAUGAAUGAAAGCUGAUCUGUGGAUUCACCAGCUGUAUGAUUGAGAGGUCAAAGCACACAGAAGCCUGCCUUCUGGUUAACAGUGUACCAGUAAUAGGCUACAAUAAACAGAAGUUCCUCCUGAUUUCCCAAAUGUCCAAUCAUGGGAUAGCUUCUUACUUUUCUUAAUUCUGAAAUUAAUUCAUCCAUUGUGAAAAAUAAUAAUAUAAUAAUUACAAUUGUGUAAUGAUUGGGAUUAUGAUUUAAUAUUACUGUCAUAAUUGGACAAAACAACAUACAUGACUGAAAAUAAAUUCGACAAUAUCUUUAUAUUGAAACAACUCAUGUUGAGAGAAGCCAGAAUGUUCCCUUUUAAAUACAGUGCUGUUCUACCCCUUUUUUGAAGUCACUUUUAAUUUAGGGUCAGGUUGGGUUUUAAAUGUCAACUGUAUUUAUUCACUAUAAUUAACAUGUCAUGGCAGGAGAGUGGCUGGGACAAGGACACUUUUUUUUCUUUAUGGAGCCAUGUUAUUUUCACUUGUUUUCUGAAUCUCUGGGGAGUGCAAUAUUAAGUUUAGAAAAGCAGUCAUCUUUAGGACCGUCCUAAACACGGGAAUACGUGGAUAGUUUUUGGUACUUCUCAUCCACUAUAUCUGCUCACUCCUUACUAGUGGGUCAGUAAAAGUCUUUGCUGUUGGACAGACUGUCAAUAACAUACACACUUGCUGUGACCCCACUGUUUAGCCCAUAGGCACACUCAAGGAUGUGGGAGUGGGAGACCCCCCCCCCCUUUUUUUUUUCCCCCCACAAUUGAAAACACCCCCAUAUUGGUUUUAACAUUAAUAAAUAAAUAAAUUGAUAUGAAUUGCC